Messenger RNA from Actinia tenebrosa (Australian red waratah sea anemone), 2901 nucleotides. RefSeq names its product phosphatidylinositol 3,4,5-trisphosphate 3-phosphatase TPTE2. Gene Ontology annotation, cellular component: membrane; cytosol. Gene Ontology annotation, biological process: monoatomic ion transport; transmembrane transport; dephosphorylation. Gene Ontology annotation, molecular function: phosphatidylinositol-3,4,5-trisphosphate 3-phosphatase activity; monoatomic ion channel activity. NCBI's taxonomy places the organism in Eukaryota, Metazoa, Cnidaria, Anthozoa, Actiniaria, Actiniidae. The record is from RefSeq and is a predicted model, not a curated record.
UUCCCUUAAUAAUGAUGCUCUAUUAUUUGAUAGAGCACAGCUUUAGCUAAUCACCGCACAUGACCAUGGUGCAAGAUGCAAGUAGAUAACCUAAUGGCUAAAGUUWUUUUUUUUCUGUAAUUAACAGACAUGUUCGUUUUAAAGUUGGACAUAUUGUGGACCAUUUUGUUGUAAGGGUCAUAAGUCUUCUUCUUGUUUUAGCAGACAUUAUAAUUGUCAUUGUCAAUCUAGCUACAUCAAGCACUAAUAGCAGAAACUUUGAAGAUGCUCCACUUGAAAUAUUUUCCCUCAUCAUUGCUACCAUUUUUGUGUUUGAACUUGGCUUAAGAAUCUUUGCCUUUGGAUCACAUUUUUUCAAGAGAUGGAUUGAAAUUCUUGACAUGGUUGUUGUAAUUGUGUCUUUUAUUCUGACUGUAAUAUUUGCCAUCAUUACUCUCAGGGAACAUAGCCUUGUCAAACUUGUUGUUGCUGCAAGGUUCAUCAGAAUCCUCUUCUUUAUUAGAAUUGUUACUGGAAAAGACCAGUUAGAAAGAGCAACAAGACGCAUGAUUUCACAGAAUAAGAGGAGAUAUCAGACUGAUGGAUUUGAUCUAGAUCUAACGUAUGUUACAGAAAGAGUCAUUGCCAUGUCCUUUCCAUCUUCUGGAAAACACAAACUGUAUCGCAAUCCAAUAUCAGAAGUAGUUCGUCUUUUAGAUACAAAGCAUCAAGAUCACUAUAAGGUUUACAAUAUGUGUAGUGAACGGAGUUAUGACCCAGCAUUGUUUCACAACAGGGUGGAGAGGAUUCUUAUUGAUGACCACAAUGUGCCUCGUCUAAGCCAAUUGCUGUAUUUCUGUCAUAAUGUGAGAGAGUGGAUGGACCAGGAUCCCAAAAAUGUCAUUGCUGUUCAUUGUAAAGGCGGUAAAGGUAGGACGGGAACAGCAAUAUGUUCUUGGUUACUAGCAAGCGGCCAGUUCGAAGAAGCCAGACAAAGCCUGGGAUUCUUUGGUUUUCGGCGCACUGACUACAAUGUUGGCAAAACCUACCAAGGAGUACAAACACCAAGUCAGAGUCGAUAUGUGGGUUAUGUAGAGCAGAUAUUUACCAAGUUGAAUCGCAGGAUGCCAGCACCUGUACCACUAAAACUAAGAACCAUCAAGAUUGAUGGCAUAUCUGGUUUAGGUAAUGGAGAUGGCAGGGAUCUAAAACUUGAGAUAGUCAUCAAUGGGAGUGUCGUGUUCCAUUUAUCGUGCGCUGAGCCUGCACGUCCUGGUCAGAUCCAGCAUUUUGCAGACCUGGACAAGCUUGUCAUAACCUUAGGCGACAUGGAUUGCCCGACCUUGACUGGUGACAUCAAACUAAAAUUCUAUUCAUCUAGUCCGAAUGUUCCUGUAGGCUACGAUAAGUGUGCCUUUUUCUUUUGGUUUUACACUAGUUUUAUCGAAAAUAACAGGCUGUACCUUCGCCGAGAUGAGCUCGACAAUCCUCAUAAGCCCAAAUCUUGGAAGGUCUAUAAAGAUAAUUUUGCCGUUGAUUUAACGUUUAGAAGUCCCUAGUGAUACAAAAGUGGUAGCUGUCUCGUGACAAUCCUUUUACUAUCGUUACUUGUUGCAACACGAUCUACUUGUCUAAUUUAGUAUACUGGCAGUGUGCAAAAGGAAAAGGGUUAUUCAACGAUGACUGAACACUUUUUUAAUUGCCCUAUUUCACUAUGACGUCACUGCUUGUUUAUGUCGGGGAUAGAAUCGCCAAAUCCAAUAGAAAAUUCAACAAAAUUUGCUCCUAGCGAAACAGUUUAAUCUAAAAUGACCUGGUUUUCAGAUAUAAUAUGUAUUAAUAUGUACUAAAAAAUAUCCUGAGCGUUUGCUGUUUAUUCUACUUCUUUUCGUGGAUUGAUACGGGUUUUAGAACAAUUUUCGGUGAAUUUGCGUUGAUCUGACCCCCGACGACGACCAUGAUCCUUUGCGUUUAAACAAUAGAUUGUUUUGAUGAUGUGACGUCAUAGUGAAAUAGGGCAAUUCACAAGGCAGAGCUAAACUUAUUCAACUCAGUGACAACUCUUUCUGAAAUUAAUGACAUACUUAAUUAUGGAAAUGCAAAUUGAAACAAAUCAAUUAAUUGUAUUUUACUUUUGAUAAGAAGCUUUAAAUGAUCCGUAUUCAUAUUAGGUGAAAAUUCUACUCCCAAGAGGUGGAUAAUAUUUUUAUCUGAGGGAAAAUUCCGAUACUAACCCGAAAAAAGCUAAUCUAUUUUAUAAGACUUCAUAGACUAUGUGAAUAUUAGCUAUUACUUGUUUUUGAUAAUUUUUCAACUGCAUUGGAUUUUAUACAUAAUUUUAUACAUAAAUUUUAUCGUUUAUAGAUAUGAGACAAUUAAUACUUUUGAAUCUCAGUUCAUACAGUCCGACGACAUCAGUAACCAAGGCCACCCAAACAAAUUUAAGAUCAAGUUCACAAAUCACGUUUUUGAUUUUGAAUAAUGAGGUGACGAAUUCUUGAGUUUAAAACUGUUUCUUGUUGACUCUUGAUCAUAUACACACACGUGUAUAAAGUAAAAUAUGCUUUUAAAGGUAAAUAAAUUGCUAAGAAUUGGCUAAUUGUAUUAAAAUGUGUCUGGCUGGUCUUGGUUUUAUCUAAGUCGCCGCACUGUAACUAGUCUCCUCAGCAGCCGUUCUUAGUGUCGGUCCGGUAAACGCUUCCCUGCGUUAAGAACGGCUGCUGAGGAGACUACACUGUAACGUGAACCGGAAAAUUUUAUAAUAACUAAUGUGAUUUGAUAGAGUACUAAUAUGAUAUUGUGACUGCAAAAGACAUUAAUAGAAAAUAUUAAAUUCGAAGUAUAUUGAAUUCCAUUGUGGUAUAAAGUGUAUUACCAUAUAAAAAAAUGAAAAGUUGAAAAUAAACUAUGAACAACUUUGAA